UUAGUCAUUAACUCCAAAAUCCGCCGCCAUCGGUUCUCCAUGUCUCUGGGUAUAAAUUAGAACGAAAAGUAUAUCCAUCAUGCGAUUAAUUCCGCUCUCACUUCACACUUCACCAAAACCUCACCCAAGACUAUCACUCUUAGCAAGAAUAUUAGCACCAUGAGUUCUACUUUCGCUCCCGCUCCCGAGCCGGAGACUGAGCUCGGCCGAUACCGCAUCCUGGCGCCGACAGCUGGCAUCCGAGUCUCCCCGCUCCAGCUUGGCGCUAUGUCUAUUGGCGAUGCCUGGGCAGAUGGCAUGGGAAGCAUGGACAAGGAGCAGUCCUUCAAGCUCCUGGAUGCGUAUUUCGAUGCCGGGGGCAAUUUCAUCGACACGGCGAAUAACUACCAAGACGAGCAGUCCGAGACCUGGAUCGGCGAGUGGAUGGCCAAGCGCAAGAACCGCGAUCGUGUCGUCAUCGCCACCAAGUACACCACGGACUACAGGCAACAUGCCUUGGGAAAGGGCCAUGCCGUAAACCACUGCGGCAACCACAAGAGGAGUCUCCACGUCAGUGUGCGCGAUUCCCUGGCCAAGCUGCAGACGGACUGGAUUGAUAUCCUGUAUCUCCACUGGUGGGACCACACCACGUCCAUCGAGGAGGUCAUGGACAGCCUCCACAUCCUCGUCGAGCAGGGCAAGGUUCUCUACCUGGGUAUCUCCGAUAGCCCUGCGUGGGUUGUCAGCGCCGCCAACACAUACGCCCGAGCCCACGGCAAGACCCCCUUCAGCAUCUACCAGGGCCGGUGGAACGUUAUGAGACGCGAUUUCGAGCGGGACAUCAUCCCCAUGGCCGCACACUUCGGCAUGGCGCUGGCACCGUGGGACGCCAUUGGCGGCGGCAAGUUCCAGACCAAGAAGGCACUGGAGGAGCGCAAGAAGCGAGGCGAGGGCCUCCGCAGCAUGAUGGGCGGCACGCAGACCGAGGGAGAGGUGAAGGUGAGCGAGGCGCUCGCCAAGGUUGCCGCAGAACACGGAAUCGAGUCCGUGACGGCGAUUGCGCUCGCAUAUGUCAUGUCAAAGGCGCCGUACGUGUUCCCCCUCGUCGGCGGGAGGAAGGUCGAGCAUCUCCAGGACAACAUCCAGGCGCUGAAGAUUAAGCUCACGGACAAGCAAAUCGAGUUCCUCGAGAGCGUCCGGCCUUUUGAUGUCGGGUUCCCGCAUGACUUCAUCGGACCAGACAUCAGAGCCACGGGGAAGACGAACGGUCUGCUGGCAGCGUCCGCAAAGUUAUCCAUCGUUAAAAGCUCGCUCCCGCUCGGCUACGAGAAAUAGCUCUGUAACUAGGGUUAAAGAAUGCACCUACCCUAGAGUCGAGGAAUGGGGAUCUUAAAUUGGAUUAUAGCCAUACAAAUCAACAUCGUCGUCUCGCUGACUCACUACCUAGGGCUAGCCAAUCCCGUAAUGCAUCCCCUAAGCCAGUGUCCUCACCG
Molecule: messenger RNA, 1472 nt
Organism: Phialemonium atrogriseum
Lineage: Eukaryota; Fungi; Ascomycota; Sordariomycetes; Cephalothecales; Cephalothecaceae
Product: putative aryl-alcohol dehydrogenase AAD14
Exons: 3
Coding region: 160-1314 (384 amino acids)
Source: RefSeq, a predicted model, not a curated record